UCUCUGUUUUCCCUCUUAACCUACAAGUAGUACUCCUCCUCCAUCCUUUCCCCCGCUUCCAUUUCUCAUCCCCCUCCUCUUUGCUCCUUUCACUCAGUCCCAUCACUGACCCAAUUAAGCAUGGGGAGGGACACAGCGGGAGGAGAGUGAUGGAGGUAAGGCGAGGAAGAGAGGGAGGACAGGCGAAGAGUAGAGAGAGUUUGAAAGUCAGUCGCUGGAAAACAAGAGAGUGAGAAAACAAUUGCUGCCAACCUGCCAGGAUACACACAGUGAAUUGUCCGAACUUCACCUGGAACUUAAACAACCUUUGACAGCCACAGAGGAGGUGGGGGUGGAGCGGCAAGUCGACAUUCCUGCUGCCUCGCACUUAGUGCUCUCGAAGAAGAAGAAGAAGAAGAAGAAACGAGGAGAAUAAUAAUCUGCCUCCAGUGAGUGAGGCAGGUGGGGAGCCGUGCGGAGUUAGGAUGGCCGAACAUCGGCAUUUAGACGGAGACUGAGAGGAGAGGCUGAAGAGACGAAGGCUGCCGGCUGGAAGCUGUUGGGGAGGAACGCAGCCGUACCCCAGGGCUGGAGAAAGAUUUUUGUUGACAGGGAGAGGAAGGGGGGGUAAAGGAUGCAUCUGUUCUCCCAAGACAAGUGGGAGGUGGAGGGGCUGCAGACUGUGGGCAUCCUCCUGGUGGUCUGCAGCUCCCUCAAACUGAUGCACUUUCUGGGGCUUAUCGACAUUUCUGUGACAGACAGCGUGGAAGAUGACUUUGAGUUGUCCACCGUGUGCCAUCGCCCUGAAAGCAUGGACAAGCUGCAGGAGCAGACUAAGUUCACCAAGAAGGAGCUGCAAGUUCUCUACAGGGGUUUCAAAAAUGAAUGUCCGAGUGGUGUGGUGAAUGAGGAGAACUUUAAGAAUAUUUAUUCCCAGUUCUUUCCUCAAGGAGAUUCAAGUAUGUACGCACAUUUCCUGUUUGAAGCCUUCGACACUAACAAGAACGGCUCGGUUAGUUUCGAGGAUUUUGUAUUUGGUCUGUCCAUCAUCCUGAGAGGGACCAUAAAUGACCGGCUAAACUGGGCAUUCAACCUCUACGACCUGAAUAAAGACGGCUGCAUCACCAAAGAGGAAAUGCUAGACAUCAUGAGGUCCAUCUACGACAUGAUGGGGAAGUACACAUAUCCCACGAUGCAGGACGACGCCCCGAGAGAACACGUCGAGAGCUUCUUCCAGAAAAUGGACCGAAAUAAAGACGGAGUGGUCACCGUGGAGGAGUUCAUUGAGUCAUGCAAAAAGGAUGAAAACAUCAUGCAGUCCAUGCAGCUGUUUGACAACGUCAUCUAAGAUGCCGGGGAACGAGGACACUGGCACCAGGAAAGGGAGUGUGUGUGUCUUCAGGACUGAGGAGAGAGUCGGUGGAUGUGUGCGAGUAUGAGUGUGUGUGUUGGGCCGUCUCCAGGCUCGCGAGGUUGCGCUUGUGUCUCUGCUGAGAGCUGUGAGUCCUGAGGCCGCAGAGAGACCCUCUCCCUCCUCCUGGACCCACAGUGGUAAUUUCUCCAAGCAGCUGUGGAGUUUCCCCAACUCUGAUCCUCAUCAUGCAGAACCUUAGUUUUUAUCCCAGAGACACAGUGAAGGAAGGAGUGUGCUCACAGCCUCUGGCACACCACCACUUUUAUUUAUUGCUAUCACUGAUGGAGGAACUAUCACAGCUUAUACAGGUGGAACUCGGAGGGAGGAAGCUGCCCCUACACCAUGAUUUAGAUCACUCUUUUGGAUUUGUGAAUCAGGUCCUGCCGCUGCGUGUUUAGGCAACACCUCCCUGGUGCGGUUAAGACAGCAGGUGCCCCGGCCACAAAAAUAGAAAUGAAUCUAUGGCCACCUGCUGGAUGAGAGAGGGAAAGACACUUCCCGAAGGAGCAACUGGCAAACUGGAGAGAGAGCGAUGCGGAGCUACAGAUGGAGGUUCAAAUGUGUUGUUUUCCAUGAGGAACUGAUUUCAAUAUCGCAUGAUGAUGUCACUAAUAUCCAAUUAUGUAUUUACAGAGAUACUCCAAAGUCUGCUCGUUUGUCUGCUGUUCCUAGUCAUUCACAGGUGCCUCACCCUCUACGUACGUGUGCAUGUGUAACAGGAAGCGAUGUCAUCUAUCUUACCUCUGUAAGAUUCCAGUGGGACGAUGCCCACCUCCAUUCAUGGGAUUCUGGUAGAAUAAUUCCCGGCCUUCCAAACUAUUACAGUCCUAGCGGUAGUCGUCUGUUGACUGUUGUGCAUUUUCUAGUAUUCCCGGUGAUGUGGUAUUAGGCAGUACAACGCAGUGGUUGCACUAUAAUUGGUUAGUUGGUUUGGCCACCCCAGUUCCUCUCAACAUGGGACUGGCAUGCCACCGUUGUACUAGCUUAUCAAUACACAUUUGAGGUGAAUUUCUUAGAUUGCAGAUUGUAUUUGUGAACUUCUUGUAAUCGGAAAUGUCAUGUGGUUGUAGCAGGUUCUACCACUUCUAAAAAAAAUAGAAAAAACAUAUAUAUCUAUCUAUCUAUCUGAAAACCCUUGUCGCUUUAAAUUAGGCUGAUUCAAUUUCAAAGAGGCAUAGAGUGUUUGUGUGUAUCGUCAGUGAGAAACAUGAUUUUUUGUUUUAAGAGCAUCUUUCUUCAUGCCCCCACAUUAAUUCUAUUUUCUCCCUCUCUCUAAAACACCAAAGAGAAGAUAUGAAGAGGUAUACACAGUGACUCUAAGUUAAGACAUACAGCCCACCAGUGGGUGGAGAGAGGGGGAGAUACUGUGUAGUGAGUUGGACAAGGGGCAAUCAGAGAUUAAAGGAUGUACUCGGUCUGGACAGAAGCAUAAUUUUUGAUUUCUUGACCCCACACAUUAGGCUCUGGUGAUGAAUUUCUUUUCGUAUUUAUUUUAUUUUUUAAAUUCCGCAAUCAAAUCGUGUGUAGUGCAGAAGGACUAACAAGGAAUAGCAAUAAUGUUCUCGACCACAGUACCUUUCCAGUCACCCGACCUCUCAGAGCACAGGAUAAGGGGCACUACCACCCUGAUGAAAAUAUGCACUUCCCACCCUGCAAUUUUAUUUCUUUCUACUUUCUGGGAAAAGGUGUUUGGGCUCUGAUUGUUCCUUCCAACAUAUUCAAGUUAUUUUCCCCUGAACCAAGAGUAAAACCUGUCUAUACCCGCAUGUACUGUGUCUAGAGCAAUGAACGUACUAACCCGUUGUACUGACUGUCUAGUAAACUAGCCUCAACCGGUUGCAUUAUUCAAAAUGUGUAUAUUUUGUACAGAGAUAAUAAAAAUCACAGUUACUAUGCAAAA
Mugil cephalus (flathead mullet) is the source of this 3293-nucleotide messenger RNA. RefSeq names its product Kv channel-interacting protein 2-like. The record is from RefSeq and is a predicted model, not a curated record. The transcript has 8 exons. Gene Ontology annotation, molecular function: calcium ion binding; potassium channel regulator activity. Gene Ontology annotation, biological process: regulation of potassium ion transmembrane transport. NCBI's taxonomy places the organism in Eukaryota, Metazoa, Chordata, Actinopteri, Mugiliformes, Mugilidae. Gene Ontology annotation, cellular component: voltage-gated potassium channel complex. Bases 614 to 1327 code for a protein of 237 amino acids.